Molecule: messenger RNA, 351 nt
Organism: Trichomonas vaginalis G3
Lineage: Eukaryota; Parabasalia; Trichomonadida; Trichomonadidae
Product: structural constituent of ribosome
Exons: 1
Coding region: 1-351 (116 amino acids)
Biological process (GO): ribosome biogenesis; translation
Cellular component (GO): cytosolic large ribosomal subunit; ribosome
Molecular function (GO): structural constituent of ribosome
Source: RefSeq, a predicted model, not a curated record
AUGGUAGACAAUAGAUACACACUCCGCCGUUCCCUCGGAUUCCACACAAUUCGCAACCGUGUUGCCCCAGUUCGCACACCAGGCAACAAGCUUGUCGCUCACUACAUUGCUAAGCGCCAGAAUGGCCCACAUUGCGCUGAGACAGGCAAGCGCAUCAAUGGUAUCAAGUGCGUCAAGACAUGCGAACUUCGCCGCAUGAAGAAGAAUCAGAGAACUGUAUCCCGCCCAUAUGGUGGUGUUUACUGCGGUGCUGUUGUUAAGGAUCGUAUUAUCAAUGCUUUCAUGGAGGAAGAAGCCCAUGCUGCUCAGGAGCGUAAGUUGGCUAAUGAGCAAAAGAAGAAGGGCAAGUAA